This is a messenger RNA of Adineta ricciae, 1185 nucleotides long. The record is from the annotation of a GenBank genome assembly. NCBI's taxonomy places the organism in Eukaryota, Metazoa, Rotifera, Eurotatoria, Adinetida, Adinetidae.
AUGCAUAAAGCAUUAGAAAACAGUUCAUCAGAACGAACCAAGGCUCUGUUGAAUAUCGAAGAUUAUCAUAAAAAAGCUAAAGAAAAAUUAGAAAAAAUGACAUACGAUUUUUACAGCACUGGUUCGGAUGAUCAAUUAACAUUAAUUGACAAUCAGGCAGCUUUUCGACGCAUUAAAUUGCGUCCAAAGAUGCUUAUCGAUGUAUCUUCACAUACAAAACAAGAUUCGACAAAUUGUCAAACACAAAUUUUAAAUUCAACAAUGACAAUCGGAUUUCCGUGUAUCAUCGCUCCAACAGCUUUUCAUCGAUUAGUCGAUAACGAAAAUGGAGAAUUAGCAACUGUUCGAGCAGCUGUAGCUCAUUCAACUAUUAUGUGCGUUAGUACAAAUUCAUCAACAAGUAUGGAACAAGUUGCUGAAGAACAUCGACGACAAAUUAAAGAAAAUUAUCCUCGUAGUACUUCAAAAUUAUGGUAUCAAUUAUAUGUAUUGAAAGAUCGACAAUAUACACAGAAAUUAAUCAAACGUGCAGAGAAAAAUGGAUAUUCAGCUAUACUUCUGACAGUUGAUACAAGUGUACCGGGCAAUAGAGAAUGUGAUGUUCACAAUAAUUUUACACUACCAGAUGGAAUUCGAGCUGAAAAUCUUGUUGAUAAAGAUAAUAAUUAUGUUUCAAAAAGUUAUCAUAUACCAUUUGAUCCAUCAUUGUCAUGGAAAGAUCUUGAUUGGAUACGAUCUAUCACAUCAUUACCACUGAUUAUCAAAGGUAUUAUUCAUCCUGACGAUGCUCGUCAAGCUGUUAGACAUGGUGUACAAGGUGUAGUUGUAUCAAAUCACGGUGGACGACAAUUAGAUACAUGUCUUAGCACAAUUGAUGCUUUACCAGAUGUUAUCAAGGCUGUUAAUAAUGAAAAUCGACAGAUCGAUGUCUUUGUUGAUGGAGGAGUGCGACGAGGAACAGAUAUUUUAAAAGCUAUAGCAUUAGGUGCAAAAGCUGUACUUAUUGGACGACCAGUUCUAUGGGGUUUAGCAGUAAAUGGAACACAAGGUGUAUAUAAUAUAUUAGAAAUAUUGAAGAAAGAAUUUCGAUUGGCGAUGAUGUUGUGUGGAUGUCAAACGAUAGAUGAUAUCAGAAAAAACGAUCUUGUAAUUACGAAUGUUGUUUAUAAUCCUUCCAAAUUGUAA